AUGGAAGCAUACCUUGAGGAGGUACACAAAAUCGAGAAACAAUUCUUGGGCCUAGAAUUGCAGCACGUGUCGUGUGGCACGAACAAGGAGGCAGACGACAUCGCCAAGAGGGCGUCUCGCCACCAGCCUCAGGAGUCUGGCAUCUUUGAGGAGCAGCUCUUCAAGCCAUCGGCAGCCCCAUCCAUCAUGGGACCAGCAUCGCCUCAGGAGGAGCUCUCCCCAGCACCCCUCUCGGGCGCCCCCGCUUGCGGCCCAACCUCGGGAGCCCGUCUGCUCCUCGCGCUCGAGCCUCGGGAGGGGUGCUGGACUGAGGAGUUCAAGGCGUACCUAAUUCAGGGGACCCUGCAGGAGAAGGAGGAAGACGCUAAGUGUGUGGCUCGCCAGGCCACUGCAUACUGCAUUCAGGACGGUGAGCUCUAUCGAAAGUGGCCAAACGACGUCUCUCUGUGGUGCAUCUCCAGGGAGCAGGGACACGAGCUGCUGGCUGACAUACAUGGCGGGGACUAUGGGCAUCACUCUUCAUCGCGCACCCUUGUGGGCAAGGCGUUCCGCGGUGGAUUCUACUGGCCCAUGCACUCAAUGAUGCCACUGAGCUAG
Molecule: messenger RNA, 597 nt
Organism: Aegilops tauschii subsp. strangulata
Lineage: Eukaryota; Viridiplantae; Streptophyta; Magnoliopsida; Poales; Poaceae
Source: RefSeq, a predicted model, not a curated record